AUUCAAAAUAAUGUCUUUGCUUCAACUCACGGAUCAGAUAUGUUCCCUCACCAACACCGCCAACUUCCUCCUCAACCGCACUUCCUCCUCUACCAUCCGCAAAACGCAGCUUCUUGGCGUCGUUUUCGAGGACCUGAUUUGCGUUUCCAAUUCCAACUCCGUUUUGUUCCCUUACUUUCUCAUCCUCUGCGCCUCGAGAAAAUGUACAUCGUUCUCCACAAGAUCAAAACGCUAAUUGAAGAUUGCUCCAAUGGAAGAAACAAGUUCAAUCUGGUCGUGCAAAUCGAAACCGUCGUUGACACCUUCCACAGGCUCACCGGAGAACUUUCCACGCUCCUCGAUGUUUUCCCUCUCCAAGAACUCCACCUAAACGGCAACGUUCAGGAACUCGUUAUCCUCUUGCGAAAACAGUGCUCUGAAUCCAUACCGUUUGUCGGAGCCGAACAGAUUUCUUGUCAGAUGGAGAUGGUUGGGAGGAUUAGGCACGACAAUGUGACUGCACUAAGAGCAUAUUACUAUUCAAAGGAGGAGAAACUUAUGGUGUAUGAUUACUACGAACAGGACAGUGUCUCUUUAAUGUUGCAUACUUUGGCGGUUCUACUGGACUUCCUUCUACAGAUUACUGCCUUUGUAGCUUUGGUUACAUUAGACUUUAAUGCUUCAACAUGAAAGGACUCUCAUGUAAUGAAACAUCAAACAUGUUAAGGAUAUAAUUCACUCUUAAGUAUCCACCUUUUAAGUUGUAAAUUAAACUUUUACUUUUAAAUUGAUGCUCAAUAAUUGUUUAUAUAUCUAACAUUUCCAUUAAAGAAUAAUCAUGAAUUAUUUUCAGCUUCUGUUGGUAUUUUGUAUUUUAAACUUUUUUCUCUCCUUGUUUAUAUAUGGUUCUAAUCAUAUCCUAA
Messenger RNA from Cajanus cajan (pigeon pea), 902 nucleotides. The record is from RefSeq and is a predicted model, not a curated record. Lineage: Eukaryota; Viridiplantae; Streptophyta; Magnoliopsida; Fabales; Fabaceae.